AAUAAUGAAUUAGAAGAAGACAUCGAAUUAGAUAGCGAAUCAAGUAAAGAUUAUAUUUCAAAUGUAAGAAAGUGGUCUGAAAUACUGGAAACUUGGCUUUCAAUGGUAGAAGAUGAAGAAGAUUCAAGUUUAUGGUAUGAUGAUAACUCAGAUAUAACAAAUGAUUUUACUACAAAUCAAAUUGUAUUUAAUACAACUCAUCCAGCUGAUAAUCAAUCAGCUAAAUGGAAGUUAGAAGGUUUGUUUGUAUUAGAUAUUGUUGCACCACUUAAAGUUAUAAUGGAGGAUAGUAUUGAAUCGUCAACUAAUAGCAAUAGUGACAAAUCA
Molecule: messenger RNA, 327 nt
Organism: Racocetra fulgida
Lineage: Eukaryota; Fungi; Glomeromycota; Glomeromycetes; Diversisporales; Gigasporaceae
Source: the annotation of a GenBank genome assembly